AUGUUACACCUGAUCUUCUGGUCCGCGCUUUGCCUUACAUCGCCUAUGGUGGCAGGUAGAUGCAAAAACAUCCCUGUUGAUGUGACAUGGCCCUUUGACACGGACUGGCCGUCUUUGAAUGCGUCUAUUGGCGGUCAUUUACUUCGCACAGUUCCUGCUGCUGCUUCCUGCUGGCCUAACGGCCACUUCGAGCCCUCCAUCUCAUGCAAUACAGUUCAGUCACAUUCUUGUCUACCGCCAAACGUGACGGGUUAUGUACACGAUCUGGGCUGUACAACGAGAGGACUGCCAACAUAUAUUGUCAACGCCACGACGGAAACUCAGAUUGCGACGGCAUCGAAGUGGGCUGCCGACCGCAGCAUUCGCAUAGUCAUCAAAUGCACUGGGCAUGAUUUGAACGGGCGGUCAAGCGGUGCCUUUGCUUUGUCGAUCUGGACUCAUAAUUUUCGCCAGUUACGGCGCGAUAUCUCAUGGAAACACCCAACCAAGAAUAUCACGGAGGAUGUAUACAUCGUUGGCAGCGGCCAGCACGUCGGACUUGGUGGCUACAUUCAAGGGAGUGGACACGGUCCAUUGUCACGGACCUACGGUCUCGCUGCUAGUCACGUACUGCAGAUGAGCGUCGUCACCACCCAGGGAGAGAUACUCAUAGCCAACGAUGCACAACACCAGGACCUGUUUUGGGCUCUGCGCGGUGGCGGGCCGGGUCUGUAUAGUCUGGUCACAGAAUAUGUGCUGCGACAUCAUCCGGCUCCGAGCAACGUGACUAUGACAGACCUUUUGAUCGCCCCAGAAGCCGACCGCAACAAUAUCAGCGCGGAGGCAUCUUGGAAAGCAGCCGUGUCGUACCUCCAGGCGCUUCCGGUCCUGAUGGACGCCGGUCUAGCAGGGGCAUGUAUGAUGUCAACUGCCGAGACAGCGGUGCGAUUCGGCUUUCUUUUUGAAGCUACGACCGCCUUCGUCCGUCCGGUCCUCGCCCACAAUGGACAUGAAUCGACUCCAAAUAGCGGUAGCAGUGCAGUGACUAUCACUUUCAGCACUUCCAACGUUGCGAACUACACCUCCUGUAUUUCCGCCAUCUCUGGUAGCAACGCAGCCGGCGGCCAGAGCGUCGUAUCGAUUCGCCUCCUCGGCCGCCGCGAGCUCCUUGGCACGUCGCGCACAGACAUGACCAGCUAUCUCAAAACCGCGCUUCAAGCGCAGAACGCGACCGCACCAGAAGUGCAACAGACCCCUCCAGGGGACUGGGGUGCUCUGCUACCGGCGUGGCGCACGGCGUAUCUGCAUUUCAAUGCCAACGGAGCGACACUGUGGGCGCCAGAGUUGGGGGCGUACAUGAACGAGGCUAUUCCAUUCGAUUCCGAGUUCAAGCGUGACUUCUAUGGGGCGAACUAUGACCGGUUGGUGCAGGUCAAGGCCAAUUACGAUCCGAGUGAGAGCUUGUUAGUUCUGGCUGAUAGUGGUCGACUCUGCAGGGUGGAUUAAAUAGGUGUCUAUCUUCCGAGGAUCUUCCACAGUAUGGGCUGGGUUUCAUAUAGUUUGUCUGCGGAUUCAGAGCGAGUGACUGCUAUUCUAUCGGUAGGUGAG
This is a messenger RNA of Aspergillus aculeatinus CBS 121060, 1587 nucleotides long. RefSeq names its product FAD-binding domain-containing protein. The record is from RefSeq and is a predicted model, not a curated record. The transcript has 8 exons. The coding region runs from base 1 to 1485 and encodes 494 amino acids. NCBI's taxonomy places the organism in Eukaryota, Fungi, Ascomycota, Eurotiomycetes, Eurotiales, Aspergillaceae. Gene Ontology annotation, molecular function: oxidoreductase activity; flavin adenine dinucleotide binding.